AUGUCAGAAGAAGGUGUUCUUUCUGCGGCAGAAUCAUUGCGCAGAACUGGCCUUCAAAAGCGUGGCUAUGUGUAUGUGAACUUGGACGAUUGUUGGCAAGAUCCUUUGGGCCGAGAUGCAACUGGUCGUCUACAAGCUGAUCCACAAAGGUUUCCUUCUGGAAUGCACGGCUUGUCAAAGACUUUGCACGAGAGAGGCUUCAAAUUUGGAGUUUAUACCGAUCGGGGGCGCAGAACAUGCGCUGGUCGUGAAGGCAGCCAAGGUUUCGAAACCUUGGACGCACAAACUUUCGCUGAGUGGGGAGUUGACUUUGUGAAGGAGGACAACUGCCGCAGUUUGUCUGGUCCGAAUAACAAGUCGGAGCUGUUCGCGCAGUUUGCUCUAUUUCGAGAUGCUUUAAAUAAGACUGGCACGCCCAUAUUCUUUUCCGUAUGCGGAGGCGGAGAUCAAUUGCCGUUUUCAAAUUUAACGUACUAUGCUAGUGAUGAACGAGGUGGCAAAAAGCUGGCAAAUUCAUGGCGAAUUACCAGCGAUGUCACUGGAUCAUGGACUCUCAGGUUCGCCUAUAAGGUGGAUGCAAGCUUGAGAGAAUAUGCAGGGCCAGGUGGGUUCAAUGACCCGGACAUGUUGCUUGGGUCUUCACCAGGUGCAGCCAGACGGCUUGGACCUCAUCAGAGCCGAACACAGUUCAGUUUGUGGGCCAUACUUAUGGCACCAAUGCUUCUGGGCGCAGAUGUGCGCCAACUCACGCCGUUUGACCUGGAAACCUAUUCUAACGAGGAGGUGCUCAAGGUGAGCCAAGACUCCUUCGCCCAACAGGGCAGUUUGCUCACUGUGAAAGGUUCAACUUCUCUGUGGGGCCGGCCACUGGUGGAUGGUGCGUGGGCAGUCCUUUUUCUAAAUGAAGGAUGGUUCUGGAAGCGCAAGGUCACUUGCUCAAAACGUUGCUGGUCAAAGAUGUCUUUCAAGAGGAACAGCACUGUUCAUCUUCAAGAUCUUUGGUCGCAAUGGCUUCCACAUUCUGACAUUGGCGUUGGACAGGCAAGCAGGGCGGCGCAGGCGUCAGGCGCUGGCCUUGUAGGGCAGGUGGCGCAGACCUUGCAGGGCGCAGACGGCGUAGGCAGGACUUGGUCUUUGAGGUGGAAGCUGGCAGGAGCCGCAUGCUGA
This is a messenger RNA of Durusdinium trenchii, 1167 nucleotides long. The record is from the annotation of a GenBank genome assembly. Lineage: Eukaryota; Dinophyceae; Suessiales; Symbiodiniaceae.